AUGAUCGAUGAUGAUUUAAUACCAUCUACUUCUUUUUCACGUUCAACAGCUAAUGCCACAUCAACAAAUGAUUUUAAAGGUUAUUCUCGAAAUUCCAAUGAUGAUAAUCAUUAUUAUAAAGAUCAUUAUUCAUCUAAUGAGUCUGAUCUACAACGUUAUUUCAAUAGAAUUUCCCAAUCAUCUUCAUAUAAUUCAUAUGAAUAA
Molecule: messenger RNA, 204 nt
Organism: Rotaria sp. Silwood2
Lineage: Eukaryota; Metazoa; Rotifera; Eurotatoria; Philodinida; Philodinidae
Source: the annotation of a GenBank genome assembly